CAUAGCCACAAACACAUACGCAUGUCAAACAAAUUCAUAAUAUGUCCAAAAUAAUAUUAGGACUUCCUAUUGAAAGAGAUAAAAGCAUAAUGCGUGAACAGUAAUCAUAAACAGUAAUUGUGAACAGUAAUUUGCAAUUAGCACAAUUUACUUAUAAUUCCUGUAGGCAAAAUUCACACCCAAAUCAAACAAUAAAAAGGACUAACUCACUAUAUUUCUCAUAUAAGCCCUAAAAUUAAAGAUAUUUCUAAUAAAAGUUUAAUACCCAAAAAUCUUAUAAACCAAAGGAUUAAAGUCAAAUCUCACCCAUUUAAACUACCCAAAAUUCUAACCCAAAAUUCAUAACUAAAACUUAUACUUACCUAAACAGCACCUCAACCUUGGCUGGAGAAAAAAAGGAAGAAAAUGAUGCAGGGGAUGGCUGGAAGAAGCAAGACGCAGGACAAAAAGAAAUGGGGUCUUUUGGGAGCCUUGUGGGGGCUUAUCCAAGUCCCACCGACAAUGGAAAAAAAACUUGGUUGAGAGAAUGCCAUGUGGACCAAGUCUGCGAUAGAAACAUAUAUUAACUCUAAGGCUCCGAUUGUUAAGACAACUUAAGGAGAGUAUUGUCUGGAGCUGAAGAUGAAGUUCAUGGGGGCUGUGAACAUAGUGGUGGUGACCCUUUUGGGGAUUUUGGUUUCCGACAGUCAUUGUAAGGUGGUGCAGUUCAUUUUUGGGGAUUCCCUGUCCGAUGUUGGGAACAAUAGGUACCUUUCUCGGAGCCUGGCUCAGGCCAACCUGCCGUAUUAUGGUAUUGAUUUUGGCAACGGACUGCCUAAUGGGAGGUUCACCAAUGGUCGCACCGUUGCUGAUAUAAUGGGUGACCAUUAUGGUCUCCCUCGGCCCCCAGCUUUUCUUGAUCCAUCUUUGACAGCAGAUGUAAUAUUGGAAAAUGGAGUGAAUUAUGCCUCAGGAGGUGGUGGGAUUUUAAAUGAAACAGGAAGCUUAUUUAUUCAAAGGCUUUCUCUCUACAAACAAAUCGAGCUCUUUCAAGGGACACAGAAAUUAAUCAAGAACCAAAUCGGGGCAGAGGAGGCAGCUAAGUUCUUCCAAGGGGCAAAAUAUGUGGUUGCUUUAGGCAGCAAUGACUUCAUCAACAAUUACUUAAUGCCAGUAUACAGUGACUCAUGGAACUACAAUGAUAAGACUUACAUAGACUAUAUGAUGGAAACUCUAGGAGAUCAAUUAAAGAUUUUGCACGGGUCAGGGGCACGGGAAUUGAUUGUGUUUGGAUUAGGACCAAUGGGGUGCAUACCCCUGCAAAGGGUCCUGAGUACAAAUGGGGCGUGUCAGGAAAGGGCAAACAAUCUGGCCCUCAGCUUCAACAAGGCUGGAAGCCAGUUACUCCAGCAGCUGUCAAGUAAACUCCCCAAUGCCAGCUUCAGAUUUGGAGAUGCGUAUGAUGUUGUCAAUGACGUGAUUACCAAUCCAUCAAAAUAUGGGUUUACGAACUCGGAUUCACCAUGUUGUUCCCUGGGAAGAAUUAGGCCUGCUCUCACAUGUAUACCUGCAUCCACAUUGUGUAAAGACAGAAGCAAAUAUGUCUUCUGGGAUGAGUACCAUCCAUCAGACAGUGCCAACCAGUUAAUUGCUAAUGAGCUGAUCAAGAAAUUUGGAUUCCUUGGAAAUAACCAAAAUGCUCCUGCCCCUGCACCUGAAAUCGCUCCAUCUCCAGAAGGGAAAUGAAAUUUCUACAGAUCACUGUAAGAUGAAGGAACCAUGCUUUGUUUUAUUAAUGUGUAAUAAUGAUUACUAUGAACAGUUCAACUCUGCCAGAUUUCUGUAAAUUUUUUCAACUAUUUCCAUCUUCAUGUUAAAAUAAAGUCAUGCAUUUCUU
Rubroshorea leprosula is the source of this 1876-nucleotide messenger RNA. Lineage: Eukaryota; Viridiplantae; Streptophyta; Magnoliopsida; Malvales; Dipterocarpaceae. The record is from the annotation of a GenBank genome assembly.